AUGAACGACACGGAAGCUUACGGGGACGGGUACAUGGAGCCGGCAGAAGAAUGGGAAAGGGAAGGUCUUUUGGACCCGGCCUGGGAAAAACAGCAGAAAAAGACAUUCACAGCAUGGUGUAAUUCGCAUCUUCGCAAAGCGGGAACGUCGAUCGAUCUGAUCGAAGAGGAUUUUCGGAAUGGGCUGAAACUGAUGCUCUUGCUCGAGGUAAUCUCGGGCGAGACUUUACCGAAACCAGACAGAGGCAAAAUGAGAUUUCAUAAGAUCGCAAACGUGAACAAAGCACUUGACUACAUCGCCAGCAAAGGCGUGAAAUUGGUAUCUAUCGGAGCAGAGGAAAUCGUGGACGGAAAUCUGAAGAUGACGCUGGGUAUGAUUUGGACCAUAAUUCUGCGAUUCGCUAUCCAAGAUAUUUCUGUGGAGGAAAUGACCGCUAAAGAGGGUCUCCUGCUGUGGUGUCAACGAAAAACUGCACCGUACAAGAACGUUAACGUUCAGAACUUCCAUCUUUCCUUUAAGGACGGCUUGGCGUUUUGCGCUCUCAUUCAUCGUCAUCGUCCCGAUCUUAUCGAUUACAAUAAACUUAGCAAGGAUAAUCCACUAGAGAAUUUGAACACUGCCUUCGACGUUGCUGAGAAGUAUCUCGACAUUCCUCGUAUGUUAGAUCCUGAUGAUUUGAUCAACACACCCAAGCCAGAUGAGCGUGCGAUCAUGACGUAUGUGUCCUGCUACUACCACGCGUUCCAAGGUGCUCAGCAGGCAGAGACUGCCGCGAACAGGAUUUGCAAAGUUUUGAAAGUGAACCAGGAAAAUGAGAGGCUCAUGGAGGAAUACGAACGCCUGGCAUCCGAUUUGCUGGAAUGGAUAAGACGAACUAUGCCCUGGCUGGCUAGUCGUCAGACGGACAAUUCGCUUGCCGGGUGUCAGAAGAAGCUGGAAGAGUACAGAACGUACCGUCGUAAACACAAGCCACCGCGGGUCGAGCAGAAAGCCAAACUCGAGACGAAUUUCAAUACUUUACAGACGAAACUAAGACUGAGCAAUCGACCUGCGUACAUGCCCACGGAAGGAAAAAUGGUUUCCGAUAUUAAUAAAGCUUGGAAAGGUUUGGAGCUGGCGGAAAAAUCGUUCGAAGAAUGGCUUUUGUCGGAAAUGAUGCGUCUCGAGCGUCUGGAGCACUUGGCUCAGAAGUUCAAGCACAAAGCUGACGCUCACGAGGAAUGGACCGCGGGAAAAGAAGAGAUGCUCACGUCACAGCAUUUCCGACAGUGCAAGCUUAACGAACUGAAGGCUUUGAAAAAGAAACACGAAGCCUUCGAAUCCGAUCUUGCGGCUCAUCAAGAUCGCGUGGAACAGAUAGCUGCAAUAGCUCAAGAGCUCAAUACUUUGGAGUAUCAUGAUAGCGCAUCCGUUAACGCCAGAUGUCAACGAAUCUGUGACCAGUGGGAUCGCUUGGGUACUCUUACUCAACGACGACGCCAAGCGCUAGACGAGGCCGAGCGUAUUCUUGAAAAAAUUGACAUCUUACAUUUGGAAUUCGCUAAGCGAGCUGCUCCGUUCAACAAUUGGUUGGAUGGAACCAGAGAGGAUUUGGUAGAUAUGUUCAUUGUGCACACGAUGGAGGAGAUUCAAGGAUUGAUGGACGCUCACGCUGCGUUCAAAGCCACGCUGGGAGAAGCCGAUAAGGAGUACAAUGCCAUUGUGGGACUGGUGCGCGAGGUCGAGUCAAUAGUCAAACAGUUCCAAAUCCCUGGAGGACUCGAAAACCCGUACACUACUUUGACCGCUUUGGAUCUUACGAAGAAGUGGAGCGAUGUCAGGCAACUCGUGCCACAACGCGAUGGCACGCUGCAAGCGGAACUUCGUAAACAGCAGAACAACGAAUUGCUUCGAAGACAGUUCGCCGAGAAAGCUAACGCUGUCGGGCCGUGGAUUGAACGGCAAUUGGACGCGAUCACAGCGAUCGGUCUCGGUCUUCAGGGUACCUUGGAAGAUCAGCUGCAUCGUCUGAAAGAGUACGAACAAGCGGUUUACCAGUACAAGGCUCAUCUCGAAGAAUUGGAGAAGAUACACCAGGCUGUUCAGGAAGGCAUGAUCUUCGAGAACCGAUAUACCCAAUACACCAUGGAAACGUUGCGAGUUGGUUGGGAACAAUUGUUGACUUCGAUCAAUCGCACUAUUAACGAAGUCGAGAAUCAAAUCCUCACUCGAGACUCCAAGGGUAUCACGCAGGAACAGCUUAACGAAUUCCGUAGUAGUUUCAAUCACUUCGACAAAAAUCGUACUGGCAGACUGGCUCCGGACGAGUUCAAAUCUUGCCUCGUUUCUCUCGGUUACUCUAUUGGAAAAGACAGGCAAGGCGACAUCGAUUUCCAGCGUAUCCUGGCUAUCGUCGAUCCAAAUAAUUCUGGUUACGUGUCCUUCGACGCGUUCCUGGACUUCAUGACUCGCGAGUCUACGGAUACCGACACGGCUGAACAAGUUAUAGACAGUUUCCGUAUACUUGCUGGAGACAAGCCGUACAUCAUGUCGGACGAAUUGAGGAGAGAACUGCCACCUGAUCAGGCCGAAUAUUGUAUCCAGCGAAUGCCUCCUUACAAAGGCCCGAACGCGAUGCCCGGGGCAUUAGAUUAUCGUUCUUUCUCCACCGCUCUAUAUGGUGAAUCAGAUUUGUAAGCAUACAUAUCAAAAAUCGAGAGAACUUUUCGACGAUUUCCGUUUCAAAACGCAGGUCAAAUGAUAUCUGAAACGUUUGUCGCACGUUUUGGUACUCUAACGCACGUUUAUACAAAUUAAGAAUCUCUGUGAGAUAAAAAAAAUCAAUCUCUAGCCUCAAGAAAUACAGGAUGAUUUUCAGGCAAAAAAAAAGAAGGGGCUCUAAAUGCGUUUGUACGUGGCACGCGUGUUAGUAAUUUUUUAUUCGUGAUAUUUUUUUAACGUAAAGGAAGGUGUCAGCCAUAUCGAUGAACUUUGAUACAACGGUAUUUUGCCAGAACGACUACCUCGAUGACGCAGCAGAAGUCGAUGCGUAACGCUCGUUAAAGGGUGGUCCGUACUUAAAUAAGUCUGUAUAGUGACAAUAAAUAUACAUACACAUUGUAGCUUUACCUUAACGUUAAAAGAAUACCACAGUUGAACACAAGUUCUCCUAGAACAUUUGCUUCUUGCCUAUAUCUACAAUGAGUCCUAUAAUUAGUAAGUUAACGUUUCAAUUGUAAAUAAACAUCCCCGAGAGAAGUCACACGAGUACCGAUAAUAGGGAAAAUAAUAAGCAUUUCCUUUUCGCAAGCUUCCCCAGAAGAGGAUCAAUCGAAAGAAACCGUGCCGGAAAUAUGAAUAUUAUACAUAAAAGUCGUAGGGAAACCGUCUUCGAGCAGUUUAAUGCGUACAUCGAUAUUGUAGCCUUAUACGUACAUUGCUGAAGGUAGGAAUCACGUUCAUUGAAAGCGCGUACGUAUAUUUUUAAACAAGACAUUUGAAUGUAUCGUUUAGAAGAGUUAGUUUCAUUUCAUUUGGAAGAGUAACAUCUUGAUUUAUUUAUACGAGACGAUUUUGUUGGUUGUGCUUGAAAAACAUGGUACAAAAGCCGCACAGUUCCUAAAUACGUUCCUGCAGGUCAGUAGGUUUUAUGUCGUUUACUCUUUUGUUUUGAAAUUCGUAAGGCACAAAUCGAUGUUCGUAGAAUAUGCGAAAAUUCAUAAAACGAACGUGUGUAAAUUGAUAAUUAUUAUUAACGACACGAAUUUUUGCGAGUCCUUACAUACGUACGAAUCGACUUUCUCGCUAAGGAUCCAGAAAAUGUAAACGCUCGAAAUCGAACGCAACGUUCAUAUUUUUUUAUAAUCAGCGGCAAACGAACUUUUAAUCGACCAGCCGCCUUUAUAUACUUCGCAGAUCAUCGUAUAAUUAAAUGGUAAACGCGAAACGAUGCGAAAGAAAGCAAAUUAUUUAUUUAUUUGAAUUAAAGGAUUAUUUAUUAUUCUUCAGAUAAUUAACUAUGGUAGUGAACGAACCUACUUUUUCAAAGUAUUUAUUUUUAUAAAUAUUUGAGAGAAGUGAAAAAACGAAACGGUCACUGUAAUAUAAGACCUACACAGCAAUCGCUAUUCUUUGUGUCAUGUGUAUCAUGUGAUCACGAAUUUACACUCUCAGCUGUCUAAAAAUCAUUUAAUCGAAUCAUUGUUACAUGGAAGACGCUCGUGUGUGAAAUGCAAUUACUUUUUUCAGAGCAGAAAACAAUGUCUGAAACUUAAUUCUGCUUGGAACCUAGCGCUUCAUCAGUAUCUAUCUUAACGCGUCUUGCGAGUUCAAUUAAUUCCUCCUACCUUUAUUUCUUGCUAAAGAAAAUCAAAAGAAGAACAUGUUGGGCUUUUCAAAAAAAAAUCUACAUACUCAAACGCACACACAUGAACACAUACGGGUACACACAUGUGCAUUACUCGCGGACAUCAAAAUGAAAUUCUGAACAAUUUAAACGAGUAUACGUGUACAGUCGAAAGAGAUUCGUUCAAACGUCGAAUUCGCAAAGCCUUUCGGCCUUCGUAUCAUAUUAUAUACACUUAUACAUUCUCAUUAAUAAUCACAUGUACUGUAUAAUUACCAUUCUUAUAAUUUUGAAUCAUGUAAAGUAACAUUUACAAUUUUAAUUCGACAUUUAAACAUCAGCCCGACGAUCGUCUCUCGUAUUUCAUAUUACACUCGUUUUAUCAGUUCCAUCUCCCUUAGUCAGCAGUGAGCGAAUUAUGUAAAAUCAAAAACUAUGAGGUAAAUGAAUAAAAGAAAGGUCUUCGACGAAAUAAAGUGAA
Ceratina calcarata is the source of this 4805-nucleotide messenger RNA. It is a transcript of the gene Actn, whose product is annotated as alpha actinin. The coding region runs from base 1 to 2676 and encodes 891 amino acids. The transcript is spliced from 9 exons. The record is from RefSeq and is a predicted model, not a curated record. Gene Ontology annotation, molecular function: calcium ion binding; protein binding. NCBI's taxonomy places the organism in Eukaryota, Metazoa, Arthropoda, Insecta, Hymenoptera, Apidae.